AUGAGUUUGUUGUUGCGGAGUUUUGGAACUCAUAUACACUUAUACAUAUUUAUUGUGAAAUGUUUGGAGGAAAUAGGGAUAGUUUAUCCUUCCGUUUCUCUGUUCGAUCUUAUUUUUAUGUUGUUUUGUUGCCAACGAUGCUGCUUCCACGCACCUUUCUUUUUUAUUGGUUGCUGCAUUUGGAAAAUGCAGACAGAUGAGGGGGGCCCUAUGCUGCAAUUUUUUUCUUUUUGUGUUUCUUCCGUUUAUCACAUUACUUUUUUUUUUUCGUUUUUAUUUUUUAGCGCACCGUCGUGGCAAGUUUUCGAGGUUUUCUAA
This is a messenger RNA of Trypanosoma brucei brucei TREU927, 318 nucleotides long. RefSeq lists its product as hypothetical. The transcript has a single exon. The record is from RefSeq and is a predicted model, not a curated record. NCBI's taxonomy places the organism in Eukaryota, Euglenozoa, Kinetoplastea, Trypanosomatida, Trypanosomatidae. Bases 1 to 318 code for a protein of 105 amino acids.